AGCUCUAUAAACUCGAACACAAGGGGGCAGAAUAGCCAACUUGGCGUGGAAGUUUAUGAGAAGGAACGCAAAAUAUGAAGUUUUUUUUCUUUGCAAAUGGCUAACCUUAGGUGUCCAUGGCAGGCCUAGAGUUAAUAUUCCAUACAGUUGUAAAUCAUCUAAAAGAGGACUAACAUUAACACAAAGAAUAUGAAUUCAAGCGUUGCGCGUCCAUUCAAUUACAGUGAGACAUGCACACUAAUAUUGUGUUUAAUAUAACCUGAAAAGUUUAUUUACUAAAAAUGAAUUAAAAAUAUAUGGCUAAAUAUUGCUGAAGUGUGGCAUAUAAAUUCACAUGACUUUAAAGUACACGAUAAAUACAUAUCCGCAUAACUAGGCCUACCUCUUGUUAAACCGGUCUGGUUAUGACCAAAAUUGAAGUACUCUGCCAUGCCUAAAUGUAACACGGAGUCUAAAAUCCUUAUAGAAACAUGACCUCCCAACGCAGCUUGUGUGAAUACAUCGUGGCAAAACAGAAUUGUCUCAACCUAUUUUAAGAAAAUAUUGAGAAGUUUUAUGUAAUGUUUAUGCCAGGAUUUGCUUUUUGUAUACUGAUUGCAAGAUGGCAUGUGCUUCUGGAAGCGGUUAUAGUAAUCAGUUAAUGAUAAAGCAAAACCAUAAAUCUGUUCGUUGCUGCUUGGAAUACAAUAAAAUUAUAUAACACCGGUAGCGCAACUCUACUAUAAAUUUCAGUCGAGGUUUUUAAAAAUUCACAGUGAGCUUCCUGAUAUGCAACUAGGUCACGUUAAACCAAUAAGAAAAGCGAAUGCUGGGAAGAACAUGAAAAAUGAUCAAAUCAUAAAGUCGUUUGCUGGGCAGCGCUUGAAAAACAAUUUAUUUCCGGCAAAUAGAUAAUCUAAAGUUUCGUUUUAAUAAUCGUGGGGUGUAAGAGGUGCCUGCGAAUAGUGGUGGAGGAUAUAUAAUUAAAAAUAAAUAAGCAGUUACACAAUAAAAGUUUCGUAAUUGUAUGCGCAUCUUGUUAGUAGUAGAAACGGGCAUUUAUCCGUGUUAUUGUUAAUAACAUGAACGAAACGGAGAAUUAAAAUGUAAAUAUGGUAUGUCCUGCAAAGCAUGAUAAUGUGACAAUGCGACAGCAAUAUGUUUCUUAGUCAUUCCAUAUGGAAAAUAACCUUCAUUUUACAAACAUGCUGAUUCCUGAAUUUAUUGAAAAUCUGUUUACAGCAAAUAGACGCGGAUCGGGUGGGUGAACGAAACAAUGUUUUGCUGGUUUUAUUUAUUUUUUCAAAUCGUGAAGAUACCGCAUCAUACUGGAGGGGCGGCAAAUGUAGUACUAUGUCAUGUCAUUUUAUAUUAUCCAUGCACUGAAAUGCAUUGUUUAUUAGACGGACACGUUAGAAUAUGGAAACAGAUACAUAAUGUACAGAAGUCAACCACAGGAUAAACAUGCCGUAUAGCUCUCUAUGUCAAUGACACCUAAGAGGAGUAUUUCCAACCGCAAAAUAUAAAGACGCCGAGACUUAGGUGUGGUAUGCAAACUUUCAUGACUCAAAAACAAGACUUUUGCAAGUUAAGUUAUUAAUAAUAUAUGUCGCCGGCAAAUCACACCCCUAUUAAAAUGAGUAAGACAACGUACUGCUAUAUGAAUAUUGCUGCUGAAUAUAUUUAGGCAUAGCCUUGCAAUUGAAGGGCACCGCAAAAAGUGUUAAAUGUGUAGGUGUUGAGGAAGUAGCCCAUUUUGCUCCAUAAGAAAAUGGAGAAAAUAUAUUAUUUGCUUUUAAAAACUCCUUCCUUUCCAUUUUGUCAUUUAUACCUGUCCUGCCAAUGAAAAUUGUGGUUUGAGGUCUGUAAUGUUCGGGUGCUAUCCUGAACCAUCCCAUAAUAGCGGGACUUGGAGCAUGGAAACAUCAAACUAAUUAUACCAUUGGGCAGGAGAUUAGAGAUGCACAAAUUUGGAGCCAGGGAUUUCUGCAAAUGGGAUCAGGGUGAUUAGCAGGUCCACCAUGACGUGCUGGAACUUUCAGCUUGGUCAUGAGUCUUCGUCUAGAUUUCUUCUUUUGAAGGAAGGUUAUACUAAGCAACAGGUGACCAGACACAUAUUCUGUGCAUUUUUGCUAAUUAAUGAGAAACAAACCUCAUACUUGGUGACAGAAACGUCUGCCACUUACAGCAUGGAGAUCCAGAUUCUCAGAAUGGGAAUACAGUGGAGAAUGCAUACAAAUUUCUCUAGUGCAACAGUCGCCCAGGAGAGAUUACGCUUUUCAGGGUUUCGGUGCCAUUAAUUCUGAGUUUUAAUUCACAUCAAUCAAAAACUGUAGUUGUGAGACACUGAAACGCAAAUCUCUUCGGAGACUUUGGCUGAGAAACAGUAGGAGGAGGAAACCAAAUUGCUAAAUUUGUAGCUGUCUUCUGGGUCCAGGACUCCAGAACUGAGAAUGGCACUGAUGAAGGUUAAGUUUGACUUGAAGAAGCGGGUAAAACUGGCCCAGGGAUUAUGGCUGAUGUAUUGGCUGACCGUGAUGGCUGGUGUUCUCAUCUUCAGUUUGGGGGUCUUCUUCAAGAUUGAGCUGCAUAAACGGAGUGAAAUGAUGGACAACAAUGAGAGUCACUUUGUCCCCAACCUGCUGAUCCUGGCAGGGCUGAUGGCAUGUGGUAUCAACGCCUUUGGCGGGAAGAUCUGUCACGACUCACUGGACCCGACAAAGUUCCCCAAGUGGAAGUCCGUACUGAAGCCAUUUUUGGCCGGCAUCAUCCUCUUCAAUGUGCUGCUCUUCAUUACGGCGUUCCUGUGCUUUGCCAUGCGCUUGACCCUGCAGUCCACGCUGGCCGAGGGCCUGAAGAACAGCAUGAAGUUGUACAAGGACACGGACACUCCGGGUCGCUGCUACAUGAAGAGGAUGCUGGACCUGACCCAGAUGGAGUUCCGCUGCUGUGGAAACAACAAUUACAGGGACUGGUUUGAGAUCCAGUGGAUCAGCAACCGAUACCUGGAUUUCAGCUCCAGUGAAGUGAGGGACCGUGUCAUGAGCAAUGUGGAGGGCAAGUACCUGAUGGACGGGGUGCCAUUCAGCUGCUGCAACCCCAGCUCGCCGCGGCCCUGCAUCCAGCAGCAGCUCACCAACAACUCGGCCCACUACAGCUACGACCACCACACUGAGGAGCUCAACAUCUGGAUGCGCGGCUGCAGAGAGGCCCUGCUCUCCUACUAUGGCAGCAUGAUGAACAGCAUUGGGGCCCUUGUCUUACUGGUCAACAUCCUGGAGGUGGCAGUAAUGGUGGGCUUGCAAUACUUGAACACGGCUUUGGCGACACUGGCAAAUCCGGAGGACCCAGAGAGCGAGAGUGAGGGCUGGCUGCUGGAGAAGAGUUUUAAAGAGACCAUCACAGAUUUCACACAGAAAGUUAAAUCGCUGGGCAAGGGUGUGCAGGUGGAAGCCGGGGAGGGUGGGCAGGAGCAGGCAGUUGCCACAGUGAGCUGAGAAUGUUCCAUCCACCCAUAUUUAAACCUCUCCCUACUCUUGGGGACAAGAUCAAAUGUGGGAAAUAUUCUCAACAAACAACUAAUAAUACCUGUCCAACAGAAGGCUCCUUUUGACUUCCAGUAUUUUUCAGCAGCAUUAUUCUUAAAUUCCAUGGGUAAAAUCUUUUAACAUUUCAGAAUAAAAACAGGACGGCUUCUGCCUCGCAGCGGAGGCAAAAAAAACCUUCCUUCACGCCAUCACGGAUACCGUGUCCUUAGACACCUUCUGCAGAGCGCAUGCUAAACCUGUUCACCGCGGAUGGCAUGUUUGCGUCACAGGGGCCUUUGAAGUUCAGCCCAAGACUGCUGCACUUAGCCACUGGGGGUGCAAAGACACAAGCAGAGUUUUAGUCACAAUGCAUUAAUAUAAAGCUGCUUUAAAUAAUCACAGGGUAUACAGUCUGCUGUGGGGACUGGGAGGAACAAUGGGGGCUCUCUCAAGGAAGCUGUUCUACUUGGGGGCCUGAUGGUCACUCCCAGUCCCCCCUCCCCAGCUGGAAAUCAGAAGACAUGAGUGUUGGAAUGAGGCAGCCAUCUUAACCAAAACAACCACACAGACAUACACCUUAAAGUUGUAUAUUUCUGUGUAAUACCAACUUAAGUCCUGGCCUUGUUCAGUAGUGUCCUUAUGUUUGUGGGCUAGGUGGAGCUGGUAGGUUCAGCCCAAACAUGUAAGAUAUUCAGAGGGUCUGUCUUUCUUCACUGGAGGAAAAAGUCCACUAAACAUAGAAGAGGAGACAAUUCCUCUGCAUCUCAUUAGGUUAGGGUGCUGUGCCCAUGCUCAGGCCGUGCAAAUCCCAGGGUCUCACUGUUCACAGUCCCAGUCUCACCGUUGGGCACUUAAGUAAGGCCCUUAAGUCCCAAUUACUGCAGGGACUGGCUGACUAUGCUUUCUUAAAAAUGAAGUGUGUUUGCUUUGGAUAAGAGCACCUGCUAAAUAAAUAAACACUGUUAUGCA
Molecule: messenger RNA, 4475 nt
Organism: Brienomyrus brachyistius
Lineage: Eukaryota; Metazoa; Chordata; Actinopteri; Osteoglossiformes; Mormyridae
Gene: prph2b
Product: peripherin 2b (retinal degeneration, slow)
Exons: 3
Coding region: 2433-3476 (347 amino acids)
Biological process (GO): visual perception
Cellular component (GO): membrane
Source: RefSeq, a predicted model, not a curated record